Phalaenopsis equestris is the source of this 886-nucleotide messenger RNA. RefSeq lists its product as uncharacterized. The record is from RefSeq and is a predicted model, not a curated record. Bases 78 to 806 code for a protein of 242 amino acids. The transcript has a single exon. NCBI's taxonomy places the organism in Eukaryota, Viridiplantae, Streptophyta, Magnoliopsida, Asparagales, Orchidaceae.
AAAAAUACAAUAAAUCGCCCCCAGCGGCCUUCUGCGAGUAGUCGACUCCUUCGAAUCUAACAGAGGAGCAGCAAACAAUGUGCGAGGAUCGAGAAGACGACUCAUCAGCGACGUUCACCUCGUUGCCCAGCUUCGGCCGACCGCCAAAGCUCUACUCUAUUCCGCACACAGUCUCCCCACAACACUCCACAUCAGAAACAGAAGAAGAUGCCACCAACGACGACUUCGAGUUCUCCUUAAUGAUUAGUGACGCCGAAACUCACCCCCCGAUCACCGCUGAUGAAAUUUUCUCCGAUGGUCACAUCCGCCCAAUCUACCCCGCCAUAGCCAAAACCCCCUGCGCCUUCAAGGAAAAACCGAGGCGGCCGCAACUGAUCCAGCUUCUGAUGGAAGAGUCCAAUUGGUCGAUAUCGGAAGCUUCUUCUUCUUUCGUUGAUGAAUUGGAAGGGGUCACGCCGGGAACUUACUGCUUAUGGCCGCAAGAUCGUUCUCAGGGCUCGUUCCAUAAAUGUUGCAGCACUCAAUCGUUGUUCCGUUGGUGGAUUCGAGAUCCGGGAUUUCGCCGGAGUAAUAGCGAUGGGAGGAAGAUCGUGUUUCUUGCUGCAGAAGAGAGGAAGAGAUCGACGGAGAAGGUUGAUGCGGAUGGAGGUAAGAAAAAGGGGAAGGGUGGCGAGAAGAAGGGGAAGGAUAUGGGUAUGAUAACUGCUCAUCAAUUGUACUACGGCAAGACUGAUCGUGCAGGGAGCCGGAAGUCGUACCUGCCUUACAAAACAGAGAUUGGCGUUUUCUUUCAGAGUGCUGGUUAAAGGUUGGCCUACCAUCAUUCAUGCAAUCAUGCUACGAACAUAAAUGGAAAUUUGUAGAACGAAAAAAAUAAAAACCAUAU